Molecule: messenger RNA, 753 nt
Organism: Nerophis ophidion (straightnose pipefish)
Lineage: Eukaryota; Metazoa; Chordata; Actinopteri; Syngnathiformes; Syngnathidae
Gene: olig4
Product: oligodendrocyte transcription factor 4
Exons: 1
Coding region: 1-753 (250 amino acids)
Molecular function (GO): protein dimerization activity
Source: RefSeq, a predicted model, not a curated record
AUGGAUUCUGAUGCCGGUUCCACCAGCAGUCGUUCUUCAUCCCCAGACCUAGUCGUGGAUGACUCAGCCAGGAACUUCUUCUCCAACAAGAUGUUUCAGACGUACUGCCAAGACAACCGAGCAGACAGAGACGCCGACCCGGGCCGCAUGGACGGAAAGCCUAAAAGUCGAUCUCAGCCCAGCAAGGAAGAGAUGCAAGACUUGAGACUGAAAGUGAACAGUCGGGAGAGGAAGAGGAUGCACGAUCUGAACCAGGCCAUGGAUGGCUUGAGGGAAGUCAUGCCCUAUGCUCAUGGCCCGUCGGUCCGCAAGCUGUCCAAAAUAUCUACCUUGCUGCUAGCAAGAAACUAUAUUCUUAUGCUGUCCAGCUCUUUGGAGGAGAUGAAGAAGCUGGUGGGAGACGCGUACGGCGCAAGCGCUGCCGUCCAGAGUCGCACAGUCGCCCACGCCGCCAUCACCACUGCAGCACCACCUGCCCACCUGCCCUUGCAUCCCCUGACCCAGUCCCUGCACUCUCUGGUGGGCUCCACCCAGCAUCAUGCACCAACUGCAGUGACAACUCCAACCCCACACUCACCCCCAACCACUAGCUUCCUUGGUUUCCACGCUCCGGUCCAGGGCCUUCUGAAGGACCCCCUCCACCUGUCCAGCUCCUACAGACACUUCCCCGGCAUGCCUUGCCCCUGCUCUCUGUGCCAAACUUUGCCCGCACCAACGUCUUCAUUGCACAGCCUGGCAAUGAACAAACUGUAA